AGAGAGAAUCAUUAUUGCAGUUUAUAGCUGGAAGAAUUAAAAAGGGGAGGAGCCUUCACCUCCCUGCUUCUUCCCAGCCGGGAAAGGUGACCAAGAUUGCCCUUCUCCUGUAUAAAAAAUCUGGAGCAGGUCAGAUCAUGCACACAACAUCGUAAAACAAUGCAUCCUCCCAGUGCAUCUGGAAGAAAGCAGGGAGAAGAGAGGAUGGGGCUGUUUCAAUGGUUGUUCCUCUUCUCCCUGUCCCUGACUGCAGCCGCUUCAGACGACUGGUGCUACCAAUCACAGGAGUGUCAGAAUCCAGGAUGUAAAGCGCCCCGCAACUGGGUUGAGAUAAACGAAGAAUGUGGAGGGACGAAUCAGUCCCCCAUCAACAUUGUAACUAGCAAAGUGGAAAACAACUGGAACCUCAAGCCGUUUGAGUACACAAACUACCAUAUCCGCCAGCAAAGUAACUGGAACGUAACCAACACCGGCCAUUCAGUCCAAGUGGAUCUGGAUGGCUCUGCAAAGAUAAGCUCUGGGGAUCUCCCAGGCCUGUACAAGGCCGUUCAAUUUCACUUCCACUGGGGCCGGUGGAACAACGUGAGCAAGGAGAUGGACCCCGGAUCAGAACACAGUAUCAAUGGGGAGCGAUACGCCAUGGAGCUUCACAUAGUCCACAUAAAGGAUGAAUAUGAUUUAUCAGAAGCCGCCCAAAAGAAAGGCCUGGCAGUGUUGGGAUUCUUUAUAGCGAUUGGUGAGAAGAACAAGAAUUAUGAUACUUUCAUUUCAAAGUUAGCAGAUAUUCCCUCCCACGGAAAUAAGACAGAGAUGGCACCUUUGCCCCUGUUUUCUCUCAUCCCUGAAGAGGAGGCUCUCAAAAAUUACUAUCGCUACACUGGAUCUCUGACCACACCUAACUGCAACGAGGGUGUCGUCUGGACCUUAUUUCAGGAGCCCAUUCAACUUAGCUCAGAACAGGUACAAACAUUUGUGCAGAAGAUCUACUUUGACAAGACCAAAAACUUGCCAAUGGAGGAUAACUUUCGGCCCGUUCAACCUGUGGGUAGCCGAAUUGUCUACAAGUCAGACUCAGAUGCCCUUGUGCCUCCCGCAAAGACAUUAGUGCUGCUUCCGGUGGCUGCCUACCUCUUGUUUUCUUCUAUUCAAUGAAGAAUUAGGUUUUGUUUUUAAUUUGCCUCUAAAUCCCAGCGGGAACAGUCUUUGAUGUCAGGAAUGCUGCACACACACACACACAAAUACGCUCUCGAGACUGGAAGCCUCGUCUGGCUGACAGGACUGUAAAGCCGCAGCUAAGAUAUAGAACAAGGAUGGGGCAAUUUCACCAUGCAGUAGAGCCAGAGAUCAGAAACAGGGCGACGGUUGCGGGGAGAGAUUCUACACCGAAUCCUUGAAACACAAAUUUGCAUGCAAAAGAAAAGCACAAGAAGAUUGUAAAAUCAAUUAACCCAAUCAAGUGUACAACACAGCCUUCUCUGAGACUGGUUUGUAAAUGACUUCUUUAUCUGGUUUAUUAUUUCCUUGCACCAAGGUGACGUGAGAAUGGCAAUUACAUUGAUUUUUUUUAAAACAAAUUGGAAACAGGGUCUCUUUAUGCUAGAAACACUGAGUCAUGCUUCCUUUAGAAUAAUCAUUGCUGGAAUGAUGUGUCAUUUUCUAUGUGUUGCCUCAUGCAAGGUGAAUACACCGCUGCUUCCACAAGAACAACAGAAAAAUUAUUUUCUUACUUGCUCUAAUUUAAUAGAAAGAAAGCUUUUUUUUUUAAGCCAAAAAAGAGAGCAAGGGCAUCAAUUAAGAAAUAAAUGAAAUGGAUAUUUAUAUAUUCGAGGUGAAUUCACAAGACUUUAUCUGUAUUUUUAUAUUAUUUAAAAGCUUUGUUGGGGGGUGGCGGUUCCGUUUUGUUUUGGUUGGGGGAGCGCAGAAAUAAAUGAAAUCAUGCAAUUGAA
Eublepharis macularius is the source of this 1946-nucleotide messenger RNA. RefSeq names its product carbonic anhydrase 4 (gene CA4). NCBI's taxonomy places the organism in Eukaryota, Metazoa, Chordata, Lepidosauria, Squamata, Eublepharidae. Gene Ontology annotation, molecular function: carbonate dehydratase activity; zinc ion binding. The record is from RefSeq and is a predicted model, not a curated record. The transcript is spliced from 8 exons. Bases 160 to 1152 code for a protein of 330 amino acids. Gene Ontology annotation, cellular component: plasma membrane.